GGGCGCAGCAGGGAAACCGUGGAUCCAAGCCAACCAUGAGGCCUCUCACCUGCGUCUUCUUCCUCCUGCUGCCACUCAUCCCGUCAAUGUGCGUGUGCUCCACUUUAGAAGACACAUGCAAAUCCUUCGCGGCUGGCCACCCGUCCAUCGGCUACAACUACUGCGUCAAGACCUUCCGCGCCGACAACGGGAGCGCCGGUGCCGACGCGCGCGGGCUGGCCGCCAUCGCCGCCAGGAUCGCGGGGGCGGCCGCCAACGGCACGGCGGGGCGCAUCGCCGCUCUGAUGCGCGCCUCGGAGUCGGAGGAGGACGCGCGGCGGCGGGAGCGGCUGGGCGUGUGCGCCGAGGUGUACUCGGACGCCGUGGAGCAGCUGGGCGAGGCCGCCAAGGACAUCGAGGAGGGCGGGGCGACGGCGCAGGACGCGGUGAUCACGCGGCUCAGCGCGGCGCUGGACGCGGCCGGGACGUGCGAGGACGCGUUCGGCGAGGCCGACGACACGUCGCCGCUGGCCGCCGAGGACGCCGAGUUCACCAAGCUGGCCACCAUCGCCCUCGCCGUCGCGGCGUCGCUGGCACGGCCGGCCUCUGUCUCGCGGCCAAGGAUCAGUGACUGAUAGACACUAUACUUGUGUAUUGAGCAUGAAUGCUUAAGCAGUGGAGUUAAGAUUUUUCGAUGCUUUAUUACUAGUUUGUGAGAUUGUAACCUUUUUUUCGUUGGCCGUGUUUGAUUGUGUAGUACUAGUGGCAUGCAUGCAGUGUGAUGGUGUAGUGGGCGAGUGGCCUGCGUGCAUGCAAAUUUGUCUCGCGCUUUUUUCGGAACGUGCUGUGUUAGCUGUACUGUGCAUGUGUAUGAAACGUUGAGUGGAAGCAAGGCAUGCUGCCUCGCACUUUCGACUUCC
This is a messenger RNA of Brachypodium distachyon (stiff brome), 899 nucleotides long. Its product is annotated as putative invertase inhibitor. The record is from RefSeq and is a predicted model, not a curated record. Gene Ontology annotation, molecular function: enzyme inhibitor activity. The transcript has a single exon. The coding region runs from base 36 to 614 and encodes 192 amino acids. Lineage: Eukaryota; Viridiplantae; Streptophyta; Magnoliopsida; Poales; Poaceae.